AUGGUCAUUCUCAGCAAGCGCUGUGCUCUGGCUGGGGUGGAGGACAGCAGCCACUCGGUGCGAUCGCCCGCCCGGCCGGCCCCUCUCUCGCCACCCUCAGUUUCCCUCGCCCUCCGCGAGGGCCCGGGUGCCGGGCAGGACGUGCGCCGGCCCGGCCGGCGCCACCGCGGGAGCAGAGGUCCGCUCGGACUUGGCGCGCGGCCAGCCCCGGAGUGGCCUCCACGCGGGCCGCGGACCUCCGGGCGGGCGGAGACGGCGCGUGUCCACGCGAGGGCGCUGCUCACCGCGCUGGCGGCCGGCCCGUACCGCCUGCAGGGGCGGCCGCCGGGCGCCAGGAGGCGCGCGAGGACCGAGGAGCGCGCGGGAGCCGGCCUGCGGGUCCCGGAGCGCGCGUCCUGCCGUUCCGCCCUGGGCCCGACCGUGGGCCUCAUUUUCCCGCCCGGGACACGGAGGCCCGGUGCCGAGGGAGUCGGGACUGAGACCCAGAGCCUGGCUCGGGGCGCUCCCCACCCCCGCGGCCCCCGUGGCAAGGCGGCCCUUCGGGGCCCCUCCGGCGAUCUGGGCCCUCGAAGGCCGCUGUGGUCCGGUCGGCAGUGUCUGGGGAGCAGGGGACCCCAGCAGGGCGGGCACCCCGAGACCUUCGCCCUGCCGGGUCCUCGGGGGGCCCGGAUGUGGUGCGGAGCCCGCGCCCCGGUGUCUGCGGUUCUGCGAGGGGGGACGCCUGCGACCCCUCCUGGCCUCGCUACCAGCGAGGAGCAGCAGCCGGCACCCCCAUCGCGCUUGCGUGCAUCUCGCAGCCCACCCGGGGCGGAUGACACCGGUGCUGUGGGAGAGCCCAGAGGCCCAGGGGCCCCUGGAGUGAGAGGCUGUGGUGGCUUCCUCGGGGGCUUUGGCAGCGGCACCUGGGGCCGGGCUCAGGGCCGGGGCUGAGGCCCCGGAGCUAAGGAGUGGCUCCCUGUCACCAAGCUGGGCCGCCUGGUCAAGGACGUGAAGAUCAGGUCCCUGGAGGAGAUCUGUCUCUUCCUUCUGCCCAUCAAGGAAUCUGAGAUCGUUGACUUUUUCCUGGGGGCAUCUCUCAAGGACGAGGUUUUGAAGAUUAUGCCUGGUCAAAAGCAGACCCGCGCUGGCCAGUGGAUCGGGUUCAAGGCAUUCGCUUCCAUCGGGGAUUACAAGGGACAUGUUGGUUUGGGUGUCACGUGCUCUAAGGAGGUAGCCACUGCCCUCCAUGGGGCCAUAAUUCUGGCCAAGCUCCCCAUCGUGCCUGUGUGGCGAGGCUCCUGGGGGAAUGAGAUCGGCAGGCCCCAUACCGUCCCUUCCCAGGUGACUGGCCGCUGUGGCUCUGUGCUUGUGCGCCUCGUCUGCCCUCGGGACACUGGCGUCAUCUCAGCCCCUGUGCCCAGGAAGCUACUGCUGAUGGCUGGAAUUGAUGCCUGCCAUCCCGCCAGGGGCUGCACCACCACUCUGGGUGACGUUGCCAAGGCCACCUGUGAUGCCGUUUCCAAGACCUACAGGUGUCUCAGCCCUGAUCUCUGGAAAGAGCCGGUACUCAUCAAGUCUCCGUAUCAGGAAUUCACUGGCCAUCUUGUAAAGGCCCAUGGAACCAGAGUCUCUGUGAAGCGGACCCAGGCUACAACUGCAGCCACCAUGUUGUUUUACAUGAGAAAAACAAAGUAA
Messenger RNA from Lagenorhynchus albirostris (white-beaked dolphin), 1674 nucleotides. RefSeq names its product small ribosomal subunit protein uS5. Gene Ontology annotation, molecular function: structural constituent of ribosome; RNA binding. The record is from RefSeq and is a predicted model, not a curated record. Gene Ontology annotation, cellular component: cytosolic small ribosomal subunit; ribosome. Lineage: Eukaryota; Metazoa; Chordata; Mammalia; Artiodactyla; Delphinidae. Gene Ontology annotation, biological process: translation.